UAGACUUUUAGUUAUUAUCACUCGUUCGAUUAGGAUUUUAGGAUAAUCAUCAACAAGAAGCAAUAGAGUUCAUCUGAAAAAUGCCUUCACGCUGUGAAAUUUGCUGCGAGGUUAUGAUCGCCGUCUUGCUCCCUCCACUCGGCGUUUGUCUCCGCCAUGGUUGCUGCACUGUUGAAUUCAUCAUUUGCUUGCUGCUUACUAUUCUAGGUUAUAUUCCUGGUAUAAUUUAUGCUCUUUAUGCGAUUAUCUUUGUUGAUCGUGAUCAGUACUUUGAUGAAUAUAGGCGUCCUUUGUAUGCACAAUCACAAUACUAGCAAAAAUAGUGUGUGUGAGUGUUUUUGAUUCCACGACGAAUCGAAUAGUUGUUUAUGUUGAGUUUCAUGACUUGUGUUCAACUCUUGAAUAUGUAAUGGAUAUCAGUUGAAUUUUAUUCUUAUAUGUAAUUCUUAUUGAGAUUGGACUUGGUA
Messenger RNA from Vicia villosa (hairy vetch), 467 nucleotides. RefSeq names its product UPF0057 membrane protein At4g30660-like. Gene Ontology annotation, cellular component: membrane. The record is from RefSeq and is a predicted model, not a curated record. The transcript has 2 exons. The coding region runs from base 81 to 314 and encodes 77 amino acids. NCBI's taxonomy places the organism in Eukaryota, Viridiplantae, Streptophyta, Magnoliopsida, Fabales, Fabaceae.